AUGGAUCCUGAAGCAGUGCAGGUGAAGCCUGCUGAGGGGAAGAAGAAUGAGGAUCCAAAGGUGGCAGAAGCGACCCAUGCAGUGAUUGAGCCCACAGUCACAUCUGCAGAUGAAAGGAUCCAUGCAGUAUUUCAGCCUGAUGCAGUGAAGACCAGCCUGGGUGAGGCUUUGCAUGGUCAUGAGAAUCUGGAAGCUGCACUGCCAGAUCUCUGGCGCCUCCUUUUCUUCCUUCGGAGUGGCAAGCAGGGGAGCGACUCAGAGAUCCUGCCAAAGCCCAUGUUGAGCCGGCAGCGUGUUCUGAAUCAGCCGCAGAAAUGGCAAAACGUCGUUCAACACCAGGUCUCCCUUUUGGAUGGAGAUUCCAAAGCUGGUCAAGCGCGGCAGGGACGCCAGCAGGCCUGGAUCAAGCAUGUUGAACAGAUCCGGCUGGACCAGUGGCCUUCACUGCCACCAAAUGCCUCAAUUGAGAGAGGGGAUGUGGUGGCUGCUUUGGUGUCAAAGCAGUGGGUGCCAGCUUUCGUGCUGAGCAUUUGGCGCAGCUUCAAAUCUGGUUCUGGAAAUGCGCAGUUGUGCCCGCGCGGCCUUUCACGUGGAAGCCUGGCUGCUGCUCGUGUGGUGUGCUUGAGCUUGGAAGAUGGCUCUGAGAACGUCUACCGUUGCUCCAGCACCAGCCCAUGCCUCGUGGUGAAGUACGAUGCAGUUGGGGUGAAGCUCUUGGGAGACCGGAUGUCUGGAUGUGAUGGAGCACGGGUGAAGCUGCAUGAGGCCAGCAGACAAGCUUUGAAUUCCAUGGGUGACGUGGCCGCAGAUGCCUUGGACGCAAAGGCCAAGGCCAAAGCCAAGGCCAAAGCGACGAGGAGUGCGAGAUACAUUCUUCCAGUGAUUGACAACUACCGCAGAACCAUCAAGGGCCGCAAGUUGAUAGUUCAAGAAGCGACCAAACUGUUGUCAAUGCAAGCCAAGCAGUUCCCGGCCAAGUCAAUGUUAGACAUUGACUCCAAAGUGAUCAGCUGGAAAUUCAAUGGCACUGAGGGGAAAAUUGGAUACGAGGAGUUCAUGUUCAAGGUGCCCCAUGUGGUUGAGCAGUACUACGUCCAGAUCCGCAAAAAAGUGGAAUACGGUGCCAAAGUACAUGGAUGGCUGACUAGCAUCGAGAAGGAGAUGUCUGAGUCCUACCGCUUCAAGAAACUCCAAGAACUGGUGUGGAGAGCGGAUGUCACUGAGGUAGCAGCCACGAAAGGAUCCAAGACAGCAUUCAAGAAGGUUGGCACGAAGGAUGGAGAAGCAGAAGACGAUGAUGAAGAUCAAGGUGAUGAAGAAACAGACAUCUACGACAAUGGUGACCUCUUUGAUGAGGAGGAUGGCGCGGAAGACUCCGAGGAGGAUUCUGACUAA
This is a messenger RNA of Cladocopium goreaui, 1395 nucleotides long. The record is from the annotation of a GenBank genome assembly. NCBI's taxonomy places the organism in Eukaryota, Dinophyceae, Suessiales, Symbiodiniaceae.